Molecule: messenger RNA, 330 nt
Organism: Fusarium graminearum PH-1
Lineage: Eukaryota; Fungi; Ascomycota; Sordariomycetes; Hypocreales; Nectriaceae
Exons: 1
Coding region: 1-330 (109 amino acids)
Source: RefSeq, a predicted model, not a curated record
AUGGACAGGUUUUCGUGGGGAUAUGCUCGUCACCACUUUUAUCUCAUUUGGAUAUGUCAAUGGUUGGCCGAAUGUUUUCAACAUCGGCCCGUUAUCAACAAGAGGCAGAUGACUGCGUUCCAAAACUCCACAAUCCCGACCAUCACGGAAGGAUACGGGCCUGAGUACGACCUCAUCCGCCCUGUCAACAUGCUAUUUUCCGGAGAACGAGUAUGUCACGGGACCGCUCUGACCCCCGCGAUUCUGGGUAAAGGGCCGAUAUCAUCCCCGGAAACAAGUGAGAAAUCCCCAUUUUUUGGUCCCAGCAGGGAUUACCAGGCAGAAACUUAA